GAUCAAAAUCUGGGCAGAUGCAUAGAUCAGCCAGUGAAAGGUUGCUGUAAAAAUACGUGUACUGUAGCUGAUGAUCUAUCCAGGAGAUUUAUCACUGUGCAGUUUCUCUAGUCUCUACAGACUGGCAGUGUGAGACCCUGAUACUGUUCUCAAACCUAGCCUACCGUAUGCUAGCAUGCUGUGUUGCUGCUUUCCAUAUUAUGACAAAGUAACUGAUGGAUUUUUCGAAAAAGGAAACAGGGUGAAAACUACACAUAAAUUGUUUUCAUGUUUCUUGCUCUGAAAGAACUUCUAUGGGUUUGUGACAGCAAUGGGCUGGCUUUCUACUUGUCAUGCGAAAGAUUCUUUCUUUUAUGUAUUUUCUUUCUUGAAGAAAUGGAAGCAGCUAUCUCGACUACAGCGGAGUGUAAUUCUCUUCCUGUUUGCCUUCUUGGCAGUCUGUGGAGUCAUUUCAUAUACAAACGUGGGGGAACAGUGGAAAAGUUUAACAAACAAAUCAUCAGAAGAUCAGAAGACAGAACCAGAAAUCCCUGGAUUGAAACCAGCAAAUCCAGCUGUUUUACCAGCACCCCAGAAAGCAGAUACCAACUACCCAGAGCUUACACCUCAGAAACAUCCAAAGCUGCUUCAUGUCCGACGUGGCCCUCCUAAUCUGCAGAUUAGGCCACCACGGAGAGAUGUGAGGGUAAAGGCCCAAAAUGUUGCUGGUAAGGCUGAAGAAGUACCCAGCCAGGCUGAUAAAGAAGAGAAAACAGAAAAGUCCAUUAUUAGCUGGAGAGGAGCAGUGAUAGAACCUGAUCAAAGCACUGAACCUCCUUCCAGUAAAAUAAAGGAACCAGAAAAACCUUCAUCUGUGGAAGUGGAAGACCAGAAAGAACCAGUGCCCAUAAAUGAACGUCAGAUGGCAGUAAUAGAAGCAUUCCGCCAUGCAUGGAAAGGUUAUAAAGAGUUUGCCUGGGGACAUGAUGAGUUGAAGCCUUUGUCCAAAUCCUACAGUGAGUGGUUUGGACUUGGACUUACUCUAAUUGAUGCUUUGGAUACCAUGUGGAUUUUAGGCUUAAAAGAAGAGUUUGAAGAAGCAAGGAAAUGGGUGGCCACUGACUUAUUGUUUGAUAAGAAUGUGGAUGUGAACCUCUUUGAGAGUACAAUUCGUAUUCUGGGGGGUUUGCUGAGUACCUACCACUUAUCUGGAGAUAGCCUCUUCCUGGAAAAAGCUAAAGACAUUGGGAGCAGGCUUAUGCCAGCAUUCAACACACCGUCCAAGAUACCAUACUCAGAUGUAAACAUUGGCCGAGGCACUGCUCACCCACCCCGUUGGACAUCUGACAGCACCGUGGCAGAGGUGACCAGUAUUCAGCUGGAGUUCAGAGAGCUCUCUCGUCUCACUGGGGAUGAGAAAUUCCAGAAAGCAGCAGACGCGGUGAUGAAGCAUGUACACUCCCUCUCCGGGAAGAAUGAUGGGCUCGUGCCCAUGUUCAUAAAUACCAACAGUGGGCAGUUCACUCACCUUGGUGUCUACACUCUGGGAGCCAGAGCCGACAGCUACUAUGAGUAUUUGCUCAAACAAUGGAUCCAGGGUGGGAAGAAAGAAAAUGAACUGUUGGAAGAUUACAUGAAAGCUAUAGAAGGGGUGAAAAAGCAUCUGCUUCGGAAAUCACAACCCAAGAAGCUUACUUUUGUAGGUGAACUAGCACACGGCCAUUUCAGUGCCAAGAUGGAUCAUCUAGUUUGCUUCUUGCCUGGGACGUUGGCUCUUGGAGCUCAUAAUGGUCUAACUGCUGAUCACAUGGAGCUGGCCAAAGCCCUCAUAGAGACUUGUUACCAGAUGUAUGCUCAGGUAGAGACAGGCCUGAGCCCAGAGAUUGUGCACUUCAAUCUCCAUGCACAAAAGGACCACAAGGAUGUGGAGAUCAAGCCGGCAGAUAGACACAACCUGCUGCGACCUGAAACUGUGGAAAGCCUGUUCUACCUGUACAGAUUCACUGGAGAUAAGAAAUACCAAGACUGGGGCUGGGAGAUCUUGCAGAACUUCAAUAAAUAUACACUGGUUCCUUCUGGUGGUUAUACUUCCAUUAACAACGUCCAGAACCCCAGUAACCCAGAACCAAGAGAUAAGAUGGAAAGCUUCUUUCUUGGAGAAACACUCAAGUAUAUGUUUCUGCUGUUUUCAGAUGAUGUAGACCUAAUCAACCUUGACAAAUAUGUAUUUAACACAGAAGCUCAUCCCCUUCCAAUCUGGGCACCAGCAUAGAUGUACUGUGUGUAUCUUCUGUAGCGGGAUGUUACUUUGAGUCACUUUACCGUUCAGGGUUUGAGCUGGGACAGCAGAGAAUUGCUAUAAUUACCUUUGCUUGGCUUUUAAAAAAGUUGGAAAAGCAACCCUGAUUUAGAGAAAUCUGUCAGUCUUACAUCUAACUCCGUGCUUUAGCGCGGGGCUAGACAACCUGUGCACAUUAUGCUGCUUUUCCUGGAUUUGAUACAGACAUCAGGAUUGGGAAAGCAAUUUCAGUGUGGACCCUGCUUUUAAUAGGUCCCCGAGCAACCAGUGACUCACCCAUGCCAGUCUUGGUAGACUUUGGUUUGAUUUCAAGACAGUGUCAAGUUGUCUUAUAGCACAGGAUUGUCUCUGGAGAAGAGGAUGUUCUGAAAAGCUUGACUCUACUCUUUCAGUUGUAUGAGCCUCUAAUAUCUCCAUACGGUAUGUGGGGUAAACAAAGAACUAUGCUGUUAUCUCAGUAAAAAAUGGGGAUGUCGGUAAUGUUGCUGACACUUUGAUCUCAUUCCAAACCAACGAGCUGUGCAGCAUUGUUAGAAGAAAGAAGUUACAUUACAGAAGCAUCCACAGUACCAUAUCUGAAUCUUAUUGAGCACUUUGAAUGAUGUCUUAGAGCUAUGGCUAAAAUGGAUGAUAGAAAAUAGAAUACAGAACUUGCUGCUGAUUUGGUUCAGUGGUAUACAAUUUUGUAGAUGUAUUGCAAUUUUUUUAACUUAACUGCAGGAUUGAAAAGCUAACAAUAUACGUACAUAUAUAUAUAUAUAUAUAUUUGCAUCAGUUAGACUCAGGUAUUCUGACUGAAAGCUGCUUUGUGAGGUUGAGCUACAGACAAACUAGUGAGCACAUUUGGCAUAAUUCAGACUCAGUCUCCUUUCAGAUCUUGUAUUUUAAAAAUGUUAUGUUGGAUCAGAGAGGCUUACUGUUCGUUAUACAGAGUAAUUCCUACUGUUUGUUUUACUGUGGAUUAAAAAGGAAGGAGUUUUGAUUUUUUUAAUAAGUACCUUGCUUGAAACCAUAAUGUUUACCUGUAGAAUUAAAUGCAAAUGGUCUAAGGAUCUUCUAACAUGGAUUCAGAAUGUGGUCUUACUGAAAGGGUACUCUUCCCUCUCUAAUACUGCCGGUAGACUUGCAGAGAGCAGUUUGGGAUGCUUUGAGGAGAAAGCAGACAGUGUUUAUGCGUACAGAUAUUGCCUAGAAAUCAUGGGGUCUUACAUUUUUAUUUCUGGAUAAGUGUUUUAAAGUAUGAACUUUGAAAGUAACUAAAACACUUUUGAUUUUUGUAGCUAACUUUAUGCAAUCCUGUGCACAUCAGUACAUCGUGGGAGAAAAGUGCUAGUUCAUGUGUAUUUUAGGGUGGGUAUCUCUUGCUGUCAUAGUUUUCAUUCCCACCAAGCUCAUUCAUGGUAAGGGAGGAUACAGGUACGUGUGCAGUGGCAUGAUCCACUCUGAAUUUGGGGCUGAGAAAUAGCAGUAAUAUAAAGCUGAUCCAUAGCAAUUUGCUUUCAUUUGUGGAUUUAACAGUAAAUACAACUUUGUUUUGUAAAGUAACCAAUGUCUAGAACUUGUCUUGCACAGACCUGGACUUGUUGCAGUAGGACAGUGUACUACAGUAUUCGGACCACUUUUUAAUCUUUAACCUGUACUUAUCAUUCCUUGUACUGAUGAUGGCUCAUGAAAACGAAGAAACAAUUAUUGCAAAUUAUAUAUAGUAUAGAGAUAUCUUUUUUAAAAGUAUGUUGAUGCUGAGAGUUGGGGAUUUGCUGAUAUGACAGGCUAAUGCAGAAUGAGGUGAUCCACCAAUUCAGGAACUUCAGUAAUCUUGGAAUUCACAAGGUCUCCCCCUUAAGUGCACACUGGAAUUUAGAAGCCAUACCCUAAAGCUGAACAGUCGUUUUGUUGCUAGAUUUUACAUGGUUCAUGAGAAUUCCAGAGAGUGCUGUUUGUAUUUAAAAGGGCUUAAAAGCAGUUUUUCAGCAGGUGACUAUACACCUUAGAGCAGACAGCAUAGGCAAGAUUGUGUGUCACUUAAGCCCCUUAUUAGGGUCAUAAAGUGCAGUUGCACUUAGAAGCAUAUGAUUCUGCAAAAAUGGCAUUGUAGGGUUCCAUGUGUGGUGUUGCAUUUAAUUCCAUAUUGCAAGAACUCAAGUGUACAAAGAAAAAGGAAUUUCCCCCUUUCUUCCUACCCUAAAUGUCUAUUCCAAACAAAGCUAUUGGUCUUAUUUCUUCGCUGCUUUUGUGCUGUUUUAGGAAAUUAGCUUACCUUAACUGGUGGCUUGUUAUUAAAUCUAACUUUUGUUAAUGUGUUGUUGACCGGUAUUAAACAAUCUGCUCAGUGUAGAACAGAAACCAGAUGUCAAUUGAAAUUAUCAUAUUUAUGCCUGAAACACAUAGGGCCUAAAUAAUCUGAUAACCGGCUAUCUUAUUGCUCGCUUUCUGAUUACCGAAGAGGAAGCUUAUAUUGCUUAUGUCCUGACCUGCUUCUGUGCCCCCUCAAAGAUACUUUCUUACCUUCGAUCUGUGACAUUUAAAGGCACAAUACUCCACCUGCAUGGCACAGCACAUCAUCUUGCUUUCCAGGCCUGAUAGGAUCAGUGCUCAUUCUUGGUUGGAACACUUCCAUUCGGGUACUUUAUGGUCCUUUGAACCAAAGCCUUAACUGCAGUGAAUAGAAUCCAUCUGCUUGGCAUCUCCAUAUAUUGAAUUACUUCAUAUAGUCAAAUAAUGGGUUGUUGAGGAAAGGCCAUAAUUUAAUCCUGGGAUGUUAAAAACCCUCUUGCCAUGAACUGCCUUGGUUAUUUUCCAAGAGCUUGAGUGCCUUGCCUAAUUCAGACAAAACAAAGUAUAGACAUUCAUAGCAUUCAUUAGUACUUGUGAUGCCUCCACUUCAGAAUAAAUAUUGCUUGGUUUGUUGUGUAUAGUCACAGCCAUGAAGUACAGCUCUUACAUGGCGAGGCUUGAAGUGAGGUACCAUUGAGUAUAAAACAGGACUUGGAAAAAUCUUAGCCCAAAGUAGCUCUGAAAGGUGGCUGUACGGCGAAGUAAAACCCGGUUUUGAGAAACCCAACUUCGCUGCUGUCCUUAAAAACGGGCAUUUCUACUGAGCUCUGCCUUGGGCUUCCUCCGUAUUUUGUAUGGACCUGUUAAGGAAUCAGAUUAAAUCUGAAGCCCCACUGAUUCUCUUCAACUGUUGGGAGGGAAAGAAGCUUUGCUUUCAAUCCCCUCGUACCUGCCUGUCCUGAGGGAUCGAGAAGGGCAAGCCUCUGCCACUGUCAGCUUUUCUAGCCUUUGUGUGGUUUUUCACCUAUGAAACUACAGUAACUCUGCAGCUGUGAGCUUUUUCAAGGAGCAGCCUGACAGUGAAAGGAAGACAAGUUUUAUUGCUGCUCUCAGGAUUCUGAACAGCAGAAGUGAAACUGGGUAAGUUUAGCUAGUUUCAGGUUGCUGCUUGGCAGAGCUGCAGUAGAAAUACUGCAUUUGUAUGGCUGUAGCCUCAAAGAAAAUACAGCAUUUAUUCACUGUUGGAAAGUUAUUGGCACAAUGUGAAGGACUAAAAACUUCAGGUUUUUUAAAUCAAAUGUUAAGUACUGUUGGAAGUGAUCAUGCAAGCUUUCUUGCCACCCAGGGAAAGCUUCUUUCUUGUGUCUGGAUUUUUCCAGCCAAGAAUUAAGCUGUUGUAUUCUGUAACCACAUGCAACAAUUCUGGAACUUGCCCCUACCGUCUGUAUGACUGAAUGAGGAAAAAUGAUAGUGGAAUGAUUAGCCUUAUGUUAACACAGCCACUGGUGUAGUCUUAAUCCAGCCAGCUUGGCUGCAUUGGUGUUAAAUUUUGUGUAUUAGAAUUUUUCACACAGGUGAGCUCUUAACGCCUCUUGAAGUAGAAAGUUAGAAGUCCCCACUGGCCACCAUCUGUUCAGACUGUAAUUUGGAGUACUUUCUAGGAGGCUUAGAGCUUGCCUAUCUGCUUUGUUAAUGAAUCAUGUGUCAGGCAGAUUCUCAUCACUGGCAUAGUCUGUGUGGCUCCUGCUUUCCUGGAGCUGGGAAUGCUAGAAAGGCAGCUUCUGUAGCAGAGGAAGAAUAAACAGUUGCCAAGAGAAACAUCCACCUGGCUUUGGCUUAUCUUGGGAGGGGGCAGGUGACUUUACUCCUUUCCUGUCUCUCCCUCUAUAGUGACAUUCAACACCACCUCUCCCAGGGCACUAUGGACACUGCUAAUGCUGGAAUGUUUCAGCUUAAUCUGUAUGAAUCUACUUACUACUCCUCACUCUGUGGGAAACGUACUCCCAGUUCCUGGAGUCUGCUUUGAAUCCUUUGAAAAAAUAUCAAGCAGUGGCCUGAGUAUCUACAUGAACCAGCUGUGGCAUGGUGGAAGUAGAGAUAUGCUAGUGUCAAUAUUAACCAACACUGAGCAUUGCCUUGAGCAAGGGGUAAGAACCUGAACAAGUCCUAUACUUUGCCCACCUAAGUAACAUUAGCCUGGGAUGACCCUUUGGUGGAGGCUUUCCAAAUGCUUUCCCCACCCAGUGUAAUCAUUGUAAGAUGAUAUUUUACUUUAAGACAUAGAAUUACUAAGAUGUAAUAUUUUUGCAGUCUUGCUGGUAUUUAUUGGUAUACAGUAUUUGCAGUAGGUAAGAGUCUACUCGUUAAUGUGCAAAGGUGAAUUUAUUUCACCUCAAAGGGAUAGAAAAUUUUUUGUAUCCUUUGAUUAUAUUCAAAAGCCAGCCCAUGGAAUUCUAUCACAUACUUUAAUAAACUUGUAAUUUAUUUUAAAA
Molecule: messenger RNA, 7044 nt
Organism: Pelodiscus sinensis (Chinese soft-shelled turtle)
Lineage: Eukaryota; Metazoa; Chordata; Testudines; Trionychidae
Source: RefSeq, a predicted model, not a curated record